ACCAGGUCGCCUGUCCCUGCCAGCCCUCCGGAGCAGGGCCCUCACCAGCGGGAGAUGUUGGGAGGCACUGGCAAAGUGAGUCAGUCAGGGCAGAGACCUUGUUUGGAGUGAGACGCCAGGUCACGUAGCCGGGCAGGACUUGGAGCUGAUAUCUGUGCUGUCCUUCGGCUCUCCGGUCCACUCAAGGAGCAGUAUGCUCAGGAGCACGGCCUGAGCUUCCAGCGGCUCCUGGACGCCAGCAGUUACAAGGAGACCCAUCGGCGCGACAUGAUCCGCUGGGGCGAGGAGAAGCGCCAGGCGGACGUGGGCUGCUUCUGCAGGAAGGUGGUGGAGGGCAUCUCCCAGCCGGUGUGGCUGGUGAGUGACACACGGCGGGUGUCGGAUGUGCAGUGGUUCCAGGAGGCCUAUGGUGCUGUGACGCGGACAGUCCGCGUAGUGGCCUCAGAGCAGAGCCGACGGCAGCGGGGCUGGGUGUUCACGCCAGGGGUGGACGACGCCGAGUCAGAGUGUGGCCUGGACCACCUGGGAGGCUUCGACUGGGUCAUCGAGAACCAUGGUGACGAGCAGCAGCUGCAGGAGCAGCUGGGGAAGCUGCUGGGCUUCAUCUACUCCAGGCUCUGAGAGUCAGGCAGGAGCAGGGCUCUGGGCUGGGCCCGGCCAGCAGGGGUCCGGACCCUCACGGACAAGGGGGAGGGACAGACCUGGAGGGCCCGGGCCGUGUCAGCAGGUCAGGAGGCCUGCAGGAGCCGUCUGCUCGCACAGGGCUCCUGCAUCCUCAGGACUGACAGGGCCGAGUGGUGAUGUGCUGUGCUCAAGGCGGGACUGCGCCACCGUGGGGAGCUCGCCUUUGCCGGCCUCGCCUUCUGUCUGGAUGCUCCCUGUGUGCUCACUAAUAAACCUCCUUGGUGUGUG
Molecule: messenger RNA, 912 nt
Organism: Fukomys damarensis (Damara mole-rat)
Lineage: Eukaryota; Metazoa; Chordata; Mammalia; Rodentia; Bathyergidae
Gene: Pmvk
Product: phosphomevalonate kinase
Exons: 5
Coding region: 268-621 (117 amino acids)
Biological process (GO): cholesterol biosynthetic process; isopentenyl diphosphate biosynthetic process, mevalonate pathway
Cellular component (GO): cytoplasm
Molecular function (GO): phosphomevalonate kinase activity
Source: RefSeq, a predicted model, not a curated record